Messenger RNA from Aspergillus pseudotamarii, 522 nucleotides. Its product is annotated as thioredoxin-like protein. The coding region runs from base 1 to 522 and encodes 173 amino acids. The transcript has a single exon. NCBI's taxonomy places the organism in Eukaryota, Fungi, Ascomycota, Eurotiomycetes, Eurotiales, Aspergillaceae. The record is from RefSeq and is a predicted model, not a curated record.
AUGCCCAGUGCAUUAGUGCUCAGUCACGCAGAUUCUCAUCCUCAUGAGCUGCAAAGGAUAUUCAAAAGUACAGGAGAAUGGAACCUUGUCGUAUUUGGUGGGAACAUCGUCAAGGAAGAACAAUGCCAGCGAGUCGAAAAUGUCGCCGCAGCAUUGUCCUCCCCUAAGUCGGCUGUUCAGAGAAUCAACGCCCGGAGAUAUCUUAAUCGCGACAGAGUUGUUGGGUCUCUCGUCGUCUAUCUAGUGCACUCAGCGCCAAGCACAGAAGUUGAUAUUGGAAACCUACCAGACAUUUUUCGUCCGCCUGAUGAGGAUACCGGGUUUGACUAUGGCAAAGUAUUUGUUGACAACAAGUCUUAUCACGUUGGUGGGGGGAAAGCAUAUGAGGAGUACGGGAUUUCGCCUUAUGGCUGUCUUGUACUGUUGAGAUCUGACCAACAUGUGGCUUUCAAAGGCGACUUAGAGGAUAUCGGUGAGCUUGAAAACUUUUUAGAAUCUAUCCAGCUGGGGGGCAUCAAUUGA